Malania oleifera is the source of this 2233-nucleotide messenger RNA. Its product is annotated as transcription factor DIVARICATA-like. Bases 916 to 1785 code for a protein of 289 amino acids. The transcript has 2 exons. The record is from RefSeq and is a predicted model, not a curated record. Gene Ontology annotation, molecular function: DNA binding. Lineage: Eukaryota; Viridiplantae; Streptophyta; Magnoliopsida; Santalales; Ximeniaceae.
ACGUCUCUCAUUUUCCUAUAUAAUACUUGAGGUUUAGUGGGCAGUGCUGCAAAAACCAUACCGCCAUUAGCGAGUUGCAAUCCACUCACCAGAGUUUUUCCCAUAAAUGUCUGCUUUUCUCACUCUUAUUCUUCUGUCCUUCGGAUUUAUCCACGACCACGACUGAUUUGUAAAAGCUGAGCUGCUUCAGAUUCGUCUUUUUUAUUCGUGUUUUCCAUUUUCGUUCACUUUUCUCUCUCCCGACCUCCAGAGUAGGAGAAAGGAAAAUAUUUUCCGCUUUUUCCUUCUUGAUUCUUUAAGAAUCUUUUCUUUUCUCAACUGGGUCUUGGUCUGCUGCCGCCGUUUUGCGAUCCGCUAGCUUAUGGAGCUUUCGAUUUUCAUGUUGUGGUGCUUUUGCUUUUCUUGAUUUUCUUUCCCACUUCGGUUCUGUUGUCCUGUAAGGUCUCCUGCUGUAACCGAGGGUGGUUCAAAUUUCAAAAACAAGCUUAAAUUAGUUACGUUUAGGCUUCAAUUCUUCAGUUCGAGUUUCAAAUCCCGAAAUUUGAUCUGGGUUUUUGCGUUUUCUCGAUCUCUGUCUUUCUUUCUGCGGACCCACCCGGGGGGGGGGGGGGGUCUAGGGUUUAUGCUAGCAACAGGAAAGGUCAGCCUUUUGUAAAGAUUCUCUUCGAUUCUGAGACAUGGGUCUUUUCUAGAUUCUUCAGGUUAUGCUAUUGCGAAAAGAGUAUUCCGAUUCCCCUGCAAAACGAUUUCCUUUUGUUCAUUGUAAAUCCUCCUAUUCUCUGCACGGAGACUCUCCUUUCCUUCUUAUCAGUGACCCCUGUCCUAAAUUUCUCUCCCUUUAUUACUUCCACUGCUCAAUUCAAUCAUUAAAAGUUAUGAUUUCUUAACUUAUAUUGUUCACACUAGCUUGUGGGGAUGGAAACUCUGCGUUCAGCUUCCUAUAUGGCGAACUCGAAUUGGUUGGUCCAUCAUUGCAUCAACACAGAAUGGACAAGAGAAGAGAACAAGCAGUUCGAGAGUGCUCUUGCAAUAUAUGAUCAGAACACGCCGGACCGAUGGUUUAAGAUUGCAGACAUGAUCCCUGGAAAGUCCGUGUUUGAUGUGAUGAAGCAGUACCAAGUACUUGAGGACGAUGUUCGUGAUAUAGAAGCAGGGCUGGUCCCUUUUCCUGGUGACCUCACUGCAUCUUUCACUAUGGAACUCAUUGAUAAUCAUAGUUUCGAUGCAUUUAGAAAGAAGACAACCCAAGAAAGGAAGAAAGGUGUUCCGUGGACUGAAGAUGAGCACAGGCGUUUCCUGAAGGGUCUUUUGAAGUAUGGGAAAGGGGAUUGGAGAAACAUCUCACGCAAUUUCGUCAUAUCUAAGACACCAACUCAAGUUGCAAGCCAUGCUCAGAAGUACUUCUUGAGGCAGCAGGCUUCAGGAGGGAAAGACAAGAAGAGACCCAGCAUCCACGACAUCACGACUCUUAAUCUUGCAGAAACUACUCCAUCGGACAGUAGUAAGCCUCACCUACAAUACCAGCACACUGUGCUUCCACCACAGCAGAGGUCCACCAGUACACCGGAAGGUCUACUCAACUGGGAUCAGUCUAAUGAUCAAGCACUCAUGGUUUUUGAUUCAGCUCAUGGAAACCUGUUUGUGCCAUCUCAGUUUGAGGUUGCCUCACAUGGGCUUAAAAUGCAGGGGAAAAAACCAAAUGGCGGUACUCUUCAUGGAGAUCACAUUGGAGCCUAUGAUUCGGAUUUUCAAAUCCAAUCAACAAGACAUCCAGUUCGUGGAUGAGGGACCGAUUCUUGUCGUUCAAAAUGGGUUUGAGAUGCCAAUUCGAUUUUGUUGAGUAGAAUUGCAAGAUAUAUGCUUGGUUAGUGGCUUAUAUGACUGAAAUUGGGAGUUGAAUUUAGUAUGAAGGAAUGUAGGAUUAGACUUGCUUUUGAGUGUCAUAUGAAUUGGGAAACUGAGUGAAACACAUAAAUUUCUUUAUUUCUCCUGUUCCGCCGAUGAUUCGAUUGGCUUUGUUUCGAGCCUUAGUGGAGUGAUUUGAUUUACCAAGGGGAAAAGAGUGCCACUUUGAUGAAUAAAACAAUUCAUCAACGAGAUGGGCUAAUUUAAGUAUGUGGUGGGAGUGUGAAACCUCAGUGCAUUUUAUUAGCAGCAUUGUGAAGCUUCAGCUAAAUGCGUAUUGUAAACAAUUAUCUUAGAGUUGCAUUGUUUUAUUCAUCUGCUUUCUCCC